GUGAUUUGAGAGCUUUGGUUCAGGUGGAAAGAUACCAACUUUCAGUGACCCUUCUAAUCUUUUAUCUUCUCUGUCCCUCACUCCUUCCUUCUUCCUCUUACACACACUUAUAAAUAUAUUUAUAUAUAUAUAUAUAUAUAUAUAUAUAUAUAUAUAUAGCUUCUGGAUCUUCUUCCACCUCUUAACGGAUCUCAGAUUCCAACAUCUAUCUCCUUUUGGCUCUCCAAAUUUUUAUUUCAGUUCUGAAUCUCCUUAAAUUCUGUGUUUUUUUUUUGGUGUUCAAAGAAAAAGAAAUGAGUGAAAGCAUGUAACUCUGUAGUCAAAGAGUGAAGGGUGCAUAGCAGCAGGUUUUCAGCUUUGGAAAAUUCACUUGGCAAAUUGUUUUAUUUUUUUUUUCUCCUUUCACUGCUUUACAUUUUUUUUUGUCAUUGACAAUUUACUUUUCUCUCCAAGCUCUUUUUUCUCGUACCUGUUUUUUUUUUUUUUUCCUGCAUCCUAAUUUCACUUUGUUUGAGUGUUCCUUUUUUCCUUGGUCACUUUUUACCAUGAUGUUUAACAUGGUGGUUGCUUUCAAUUCUCAUAGUUGAUCCAAAAGGGUACUUGAAAGUGUGUCUCUUUUUUUUUUUUUUUUAGACUUUCUAUUUUUGAGCUGAGGAUGAUGGAGUGUAGGAGAAAGAAGGAGAAUCAAAAUCCCAACUCCACUUUCCCUGAUGAGGUGUUGGAGCGAAUUUCAGGGAUGUUAAAGUCCCGCAAGGACAAAAGCACGGUUUCUUUGGUUUGCAAAGAGUGGUACAACGCAGAGAGAUGGUCAAGGAGGAGUGUGUUCAUAGGUAACUGCUACUCUGUGUCUCCUGAGAUCUUAACUCGCAGGUUCCCAAACAUUAGAAGUGUUACACUGAAAGGGAAGCCUCGUUUCUCUGACUUCAACUUGGUUCCUGCCAAUUGGGGUGCUGAUAUUCAUUCAUGGCUUGUGGUGUUUGCUGGCAAGUACCCUUGGCUUGAGGAGUUGAGGCUCAAGAGGAUGACUGUUACUGAUGAGAGCUUGGAGUUUCUGGCUCUCCAAUUCCCCAAUUUCAAAGCACUUUCCCUUCUCAGUUGUGAUGGAUUCAGCACUGAUGGACUGGCUUCAAUUGCCACUAAUUGCAAGAAUUUAACUGAACUUGACAUACAAGAGAAUGGUAUUGAGGAUAAGAGUGGCAAUUGGUUGGGUUGUUUCCCAGACAGCUUCACAUCAUUGGAAGUAUUGAACUUUGCCAAUCUGCACAACGAUGUAAAUUUUGAUGCACUCGAGAAACUCGUCUGUAGGUGCAAAUCAUUAAAGACUUUGAAGGUUAACAAAAGUGUGACACUAGAACAGUUACAAAGGCUUCUUGUUCAUGUUCCUCAGUUAGGUGAACUUGGUACUGGCUCAUUUUCACAAGAGUUGACAGCACAGCAGUGCUCAGAUCUUGAAAGUGCGUUCAAAAAUUGUAGAAAUCUUCACACCCUUUCAGGGUUAUGGGUAGCUACAGCACAAUAUCUCCCAGUUCUGUACUCUGCUUGCACAAAUCUAACUUUCUUGAAUUUUAGUUAUGCUCCUCUUGACAGUGAUGGUCUUGCUAAGCUUCUUGUUCACUGUCCUAAGCUUCAGCGCAUCUGGGUUGUGGACACUGUUGAAGACAAGGGGCUAGAAGCUGUUGGAUCACACUGUCCAUUGCUUGAGGAACUGCGUGUUUUUCCUGCAGAUCCCUUUGAUGAGGGCAUUGUUCAUGGGGUUACUGAAUCAGGGUUUAUUGCAGUCUCUCAAGGAUGUCCAAGACUUCACUAUGUUCUAUACUUUUGCCGUCAAAUGACCAAUGCUGCUGUUGCUACUGUUGUGCAAAACUGUCCUGACUUUACUCAUUUCCGACUUUGCAUCAUGCACCCUGGUCAGCCAGAUUACUUGACGCAAGAAUCAAUGGAUGAGGCCUUCGGAGCUGUUGUUAAGACUUGCACUAAACUCCAGAGGCUUGCAGUAUCAGGUUAUCUGACUGACCUAACUUUUGAGUAUAUAGGCAAGUAUGCAAAAAACUUGGAAACUCUUUCGGUGGCUUUUGCUGGAAGCAGUGAUUGGGGCAUGCGCUGUGUGCUGGAUGGCUGUCCGAAGCUGAGAAAACUCGAGGUAAGGGACUGUCCUUUUGGCAAUGGGGCUCUUCUGUCAGGCUUGGGCAAGUAUGAGUCAAUGAGAUCGCUGUGGAUGUCAGACUGCAAUUUGACAAUGAACGGCGUUAGAUUGUUGGCCAAAGAAAUGCCUAGGUUGAAUGUUGAAGUCAUAAAGGAAGAAACCUAUGAGACUCAUCAGGCUAAAAAAGUUUACGUUUAUCGUUCUGUUGCUGGGCCAAGAAGGGAUGCCCCUCCUUUUGUUCUCACUCUCUGAAAUGCUAUCUCUACUCCUACAUUGAGGCUCAAGAAAUGCCCUUGGUGGGAGGAAGAAAGGGGGAUUCUGCAUGAUUCAACCUACAAUAAUGUUGCCAAUGCUUGAUUUUUCUCUUGGUACAUCAUAAAGCAAGCUUUUUUGACAUCCUAUAAUUGCAAUACUUGCCUUAUUGAGAUUAUAGCUGGACCCACCAAGAGAAAUAAUGUAAACUAUCCAGGAAGUCACAGCAAAUGUGAGCUAAAUUAAUGGGUUCCUAAGCAAUUAUUGUGAACAAUAUCCAUAUGCAUGAAAAAUAGUGCAUUGAUUACAGACAGAAAGUUCUAUAAUUCAAGAGGAUCAUGGCAGAAGUUUGUACUUAUCUGUGGUCUUUUGCUGCUUACUGAAGACAAUAUGUUGUUCUGAUUGAAAUCUCUAUUCAAGAGAAUGCAACGUUCCCUUCUGAAAAUGGCGGAAAUCAUGUCAAUGAAUGAGAUUAAAUAAAAGUGGUUCAUGCUUGAUUGGAAGCAUUGUGUAGCAGCAAUUUUUAUCCAUAUGCAGAUCAAAUUUUUGGGUUUUGAUAAUUAAAAAUGAUUUCAUGAAAUGAAAAUCAUUUACUGGGCAAUAGGUAAUCUUUUUGUCCUCCAUCAUGAGUAUAUAUUUACAGUAGGGGAAUUCUCGAACAACUUAAGGUGGAUCUUCCUCGUGUCAAUACAACAAUAGCUUGAUUUAUUUCAUUAGGUACCAUUUCAUUCAAAUACGUGAGUUUUUUUUGGGAA
Molecule: messenger RNA, 3150 nt
Organism: Glycine soja
Lineage: Eukaryota; Viridiplantae; Streptophyta; Magnoliopsida; Fabales; Fabaceae
Product: protein TRANSPORT INHIBITOR RESPONSE 1-like
Exons: 4
Coding region: 656-2395 (579 amino acids)
Biological process (GO): SCF-dependent proteasomal ubiquitin-dependent protein catabolic process
Cellular component (GO): SCF ubiquitin ligase complex
Molecular function (GO): protein binding
Source: RefSeq, a predicted model, not a curated record